AUUUGCCUUACGGGGAUAUGAUGGGGAAAUCCUCUAUGAAAACAUUCUUGAAGCUACAGAGCAAUUCAACUCCAACUAUUGCAUUGGCUCAGGAGGAUACGGAAAUGUUUACAAAGCUCUGUUGCCAGCUGGUCAAGUUGUUGCAGGGGAGCUUGAAGACAGUUUUGAGCAACCCAGAAGAAGCAACAGAGUUGGAUUGGGAUAAGAGAUUGAACAUUGUUAAAGGGUUAGCGAGUGCUUUAUCUUACAUGCACCAUGAUCGCCCUUCACCAAUAAUCCAUCUUGACAUUUCUAGCAACAAUGUUUUGUUAGAUUUGGAUUAUGAAGCUCAUGUCUCAAACUUUGGUACAGCUAGGAUUUUGAAGCUAGAUUCCUCUAACUGGACAUCCUUUGCAGGCACAUUUGGCUACACAACUCCAGGUGAUCUUAUUUCAGAUUUAUGGACACCAAAUGGCCAGCAAAUGUUGCUGAAGGAUGUCAUAGACCAAUGCCUUAAACCUCAAAGGAGGAAUAAGGUGGCUGAGCAAGUGGUUGCUACCACAAACCUAGCAUUUACAUGUUUGCAUUCCAAUCCUCAAUUUCGCCCCACUAUGCAACAGGUUUAUCAAGCUCUUACAAGUGGUCGACCAUCUCCAUUGCCAAAGCCAUAUUCAAUGAUAAGUUUGGGAGAUUUAAUUGGAGAUAGACAUGAGAUAAAGGGCUGAGUUGCUUGGAUAUUUAUCAUAGUUCUAGGUUGCGAGAUCUAAUAAAGAACUUGAAGAAAUGUGGAUGCAUUAUCAAGUUUUCUAUCUACAUUCAACUUGAAGAUGAAUGAGACUACUUUUUUUUAUAAAUUAGGAAUGUAGUUAAGUUGUACGCUGUGUGAACUAUUGUACUCUUUUAUUUGUUGUAACUUCUUAGGGUUUUUUUUUAAUAAAUAAUUUGCUAGUAU
Rubroshorea leprosula is the source of this 931-nucleotide messenger RNA. The record is from the annotation of a GenBank genome assembly. NCBI's taxonomy places the organism in Eukaryota, Viridiplantae, Streptophyta, Magnoliopsida, Malvales, Dipterocarpaceae.